GGAAAUGAUAAUUCCUUCGAUUUUUCACGCGAUCCCAUUGGAAAUUCCGCAACUACCGCGAUAAAUUUGUCAAAUUAUGUGUUUCAACGCUCGAAUUUUUUAUAUAUUCUUCCUGCAAUUUUUUACACGAGAUAUUGAUAAAAAAUUAUUGAAAAAUAUAGUCAUGACUAUUGCAAAUAUUUAGAAAUUUCAUCCAUUCCCAAGCCGAAGGUCAACGUAGCCUCGAAAAAUACAGCCUUCAACGCGAGUAUGAAUCUAACGCCGGAUAAGCAGAGCAUGAGAUCCAUUAAUUGUAGAAUAUGUCACGAAGACAGCAAUACCGAGGAAUUAAUUGAUCCAUGCGAGUGCUCAGGAACAGUGGGUCUGAUACACACCAGCUGUCUAGAGAAAUGGCUAACAACUUCAAACAGCGCACGAUGUGAAAUAUGCAAGUACGCCUUUCCGAUAAAGAAGAAGGAUAAACCAUUAACGCAGUCAAUUUGGCAAUGGUGGCUAUCGAAAAAUGGCUACGGACCCCAGGGGAUUGGUGGUGACCUAGUCUGUCUAGUUGUCCUGACUCCACUUUGCAUCGCUGCAACUUAUCUCUGCGGAGUUGGUGCAGCAGUUUACACACGUAAUGGAUUCUGGGAGGGCACGGGAUUGGCUGUGCUCUGCUUCAUGCUCGUAGCCACCUACGCAUUAUGGUUGAUCGUCACAGCAAGAUUUCACUAUAAAUCCUGGCGAGACUGGUGUCAUUGCCAUCAGGAUGUCAAGCUACUUGUCAAGCAUCGGCCGCUGCAUGUGCAUACGGAAAUGAAAAAUGAUAAAAUUUCAGUAAAAUUGGAGAACAAUGGUAGCGCCAACAGACAAGUUACUACGAUUGAUCACUAUCGCAACGCCGAGAGACUGAGUCCUUGGUUUGCCAGGUUGAUCGCUCGCUUUGGCAAUCCCUGCCAUGAAUUCCACCAAACUACGUGGGUCUAAUCAUCGAGGACAGAGUCGCACUCAUCUCGAGUCAAUUCUACCUCGCCGAUGUGCCAAAAUAAUUAUCCUGUCUUAGUCUCUUUUUAAAUGCACAAUGAAAUUAUGUAUUUUAAAUGAAAAUUUUGUUUUAAUACUAAGUAACUCAAUAUUUAUUUUUUUAUAUAAAUAAGGGAAUAUUCGCAGAUGUCCUAGACGGAGAAAAAUUAUUUUGCUUUCGGUGGUUUUAUCCGCUUUCACGGAUAAUUGCGAAAGUAAAGUAGUAAAUGAUGAGCAACAAUUUUUUAUUGUGAGAUCCAUCUCUCCAUAAUGUCGCAGGAUUCAUCACAAUAAAAUAUUCAGUCUUACCGAAAUUUUGAAAAUAAAUAAUACAGUAAUUACUGCAAGUUCAGUAAUUUCUUGUGAGAACGAAAAUACUAUUUGACAUG
Molecule: messenger RNA, 1388 nt
Organism: Diachasmimorpha longicaudata
Lineage: Eukaryota; Metazoa; Arthropoda; Insecta; Hymenoptera; Braconidae
Product: E3 ubiquitin-protein ligase MARCHF3-like
Exons: 5
Coding region: 250-963 (237 amino acids)
Biological process (GO): protein ubiquitination
Molecular function (GO): ubiquitin-protein transferase activity; zinc ion binding
Source: RefSeq, a predicted model, not a curated record